CCUCGAAGAUGGCGGCGCCCAUGAUAAAACGCGCGCUCGUGAUGAGAUUUUCCCUCAGCUGCCAGAAACAGAACAGAUUACCCAGCUUAUUAAGCACAAGGGCCCUGUGUCAAAUGAGGCUACAGAGGAAUUACCUAACCACAGUAGCAGGCUUCAAGAAUGACUUACAUAGUGACGGCACAUCAAACAAUGGACAAUAUGUCACAGCUACAGUCCCAGGCCAGCCUGCAGAAGCCCGUGUGAUGACAGUAGCCAUUGUAGGAGCACCUAACUCUGGCAAGUCUACCCUCACCAACAGACUCAUGGGCAGAAGGGUAUGCCCCGUCUCCAAGAAAGUCCACACUACCAGGAGAAAAACUCUGGCCGUCUUGACUGAGGGGAACACUCAAGUGGUUUUCUUGGAUACUCCAGGAUUUACAAAUACAAGCAAAGCUGGAAGGCAUCAUCUAGAAAACACCCUGGUGAGAGACCCAAAAUCCAGCAUGUUGGAGGCAGACUUGAUUGCAGUUAUGGUGGACCCUACAGAGAGGAAUUCUCAGAAGAAGUUGAAGUGGGAUCUUCGUAAAGCUCUGUACACCUUACCUAAACCCAUACCAACUGUACUCAUCCUAAAUAAGACUGACUUGAUGAGACACAAAACGAAGCUACUGGACAUCUCGGCCAAACUCACUUCAGGGGUCAUCGGAGGAAAAGCCAUACAAACUAAAGAUUCAAAAAAGAGACCCACGACUGAACUAAGUCCACUAGAAGCUGCACUGAUGCAAGCACGAGAAAAGAAAGCCCUCGAUGCAACAAAAGAAAAACUUAUCAAAACAGACGCAGAAGAAAGACUAAGAGUUGAAAAUAUGACAGACUUUGCAACUGGAGAAGCAAAAGAGUUGUCAUCUGUGAGAAAUUUUGAAGACAUCUCUUUGGAAGAAAUUGCGGAAGGGCCAUCGCAAAGGCAAGAGAGUGAAAAAUCAACAGAAACACAUGAACUAGAUAGACACAAACAGUUGCAACAGACACACCUACAAGACUCAAAGAUGACAUAUGAUUCAGAUGACAUUGUGAAAGAUGCUUUGGAUGACACUACUGAAGAAGAGACAAAGAUGGGACUUGGGUAUGACGUAGAUGCCUGGGACAAGAUAGUGGAGGAAAGAGACAAGACUCUGAAACGACAGAAGAACAAGAAUCCUGAGAGGACAGCCUUACACCAGGAGAUAGCUAAACAGUCCGGCUGGCCAGGGUUUCAGCAGGUCUUCAUGAUGUCUGCUAAGGAAGGUCACGGGGUGGACAAGUUCAAGGAUUAUCUACUGUCCAUGGCUAAGCCUGGAGACUGGUUUUACCCCCCAGAGUUCCUGACAGAUCAGAGUGAACAUGAGAUUGCCUACCAUGCCAUCAGAGAGAAACUGUUGGAGUAUCUACCUCAGGAAGUGCCUUACAACAUAGAACAGGAGGUGGAGAUGUGGGAGGAGGGGGAGGGGGGUGAACUGCAGAUUGUCAUUCAGUUGAUUGUCAGCAAGCCCACACAAGUGGCCAUGCUGAUAGGUCCAAAAGGAGAGACCAUCAAGAGAAUUGUGAAGGAGGCAGCACAAGAAAUGGAGAACACUUUCUUCACUGAUGUCUUCCUCAAGCUGGGGGUGAAGUACAUGGGGCCUAAAAAGUAACCAUCGUCUUAUGUACAUUUUUGUUUGCUCCAGGCAU
Molecule: messenger RNA, 1686 nt
Organism: Branchiostoma belcheri (Belcher's lancelet)
Lineage: Eukaryota; Metazoa; Chordata; Leptocardii; Amphioxiformes; Branchiostomatidae
Product: GTPase Era, mitochondrial-like
Exons: 12
Coding region: 9-1649 (546 amino acids)
Biological process (GO): ribosomal small subunit assembly
Cellular component (GO): mitochondrial matrix
Molecular function (GO): ribosomal small subunit binding; GTP binding; rRNA binding
Source: RefSeq, a predicted model, not a curated record